Cyprinodon variegatus (sheepshead minnow) is the source of this 688-nucleotide messenger RNA. RefSeq names its product tubulin polymerization-promoting protein family member 3 (gene tppp2). The transcript has 4 exons. The record is from RefSeq and is a predicted model, not a curated record. Gene Ontology annotation, molecular function: heme binding; electron transfer activity; tubulin binding. NCBI's taxonomy places the organism in Eukaryota, Metazoa, Chordata, Actinopteri, Cyprinodontiformes, Cyprinodontidae. Gene Ontology annotation, cellular component: microtubule. Bases 138 to 674 code for a protein of 178 amino acids. Gene Ontology annotation, biological process: positive regulation of protein polymerization; microtubule bundle formation; microtubule polymerization.
CCCCUUGCAUCUCUGUAUGCCUCAUCACUCUAAAAAAAAUCUGGGCGUGACAGGAAGGAGGAGAACCAGAGGACAAAGCAAAGGAGAGGGGAAGCAGCUAAAUAUUUACAUAGCAUCUCCACGUUUACGACAGCAGCAUGGCCGAGGGCACAGUAUCUAUGGCAGAGGUGGAGACCUCUUUCCAGAAGUUUGCAGUACAUGGAGACACCAAAGCCACUGGAAAGGAGAUGAAUGGAAAGAACUUUGUAAAGAUGUGCAAAGACUGUCACAUUAUAGACGGCAAGAACGUCACCACCACGGAUGUUGAUAUAGUUUUCAGCAAAGUCAAGGCAAAGUCCGCUCGCGUCAUCACGUUUGAGCAGUUUAACGAGGCCCUGACUGAGCUGGCUUCGAAGCGUUUCAAAGGCAAGAGCAAAGAGGAGGCAGUUCAGCAGCUCUAUGGUCUCAUUGCAGGGAAGGAACCUGCCAAUGCUGGAGUCACUAAAGUUGCCAAGGCAGCAGCUGUGGACCGUCUGACAGACACAACCAAGUACACCGGCUCACACAAGGAGCGGUUUGACGACUCAGGCAAAGGAAAAGGAAAGGCUGGGCGUGAGAACAUUCCAGACACCAGUGGAUAUGUGGGAGCUUAUAAGGGUAGUGGUACCUAUGAUGAAAAAGUAAAAAAUCCAUAAGAUAAAAAAAAAAA